Ceratina calcarata is the source of this 1413-nucleotide messenger RNA. It is a transcript of the gene Cchl, whose product is annotated as Cytochrome c heme lyase. Gene Ontology annotation, biological process: cytochrome c-heme linkage. Gene Ontology annotation, molecular function: holocytochrome-c synthase activity. The record is from RefSeq and is a predicted model, not a curated record. NCBI's taxonomy places the organism in Eukaryota, Metazoa, Arthropoda, Insecta, Hymenoptera, Apidae. Gene Ontology annotation, cellular component: mitochondrion. The coding region runs from base 274 to 1095 and encodes 273 amino acids. The transcript is spliced from 4 exons.
ACAGAGUCGAUGAAAGAAAGAGAGGGACUGAAGGACUGUCGAUGACGGCCGACGCACCAAGAGAAGGAUUCGGAAUCGAGAUGUUUCAAUUCUUCUCGUUAUCUCUAAUUAUCGUUUAAUGUUUAACACUAGAAUAAUUAUUUGUCAAAGCGUUUUCCGAAGCUGACAGACAGCAGUAGCAGUAUUGCCAUUGCCAAGAAGACAGACCCGUACUAACACUGUGACUACUGACAACGAUAUCGUACGUUAACAACUGCCCAGCUUGAUAAUAAAAUGGGUAACGUAGUGAACUCUGCUGUCUCAGCAGCGGACGUGAUUAUGUCUCCACAACAGCAAGAGAUACCCAAGCAUCGUCACCAUGGGAUGCAUAAACCUAAUGGGGAGCCACCACCAGAAUGUCCAAUGCAUAAACCUGCCCCGGAGAAACAAAUACCUCUGUACUCCAACGAGUGUCCAAUUAACAAUAUGGCUGCUGAGGACAUCAAUCCCCUCAACAUGAUGCCACCAGCUAAUCAGCAACCGGCACCGGAUCAGCCAUUCCCACUGCCAACAGACAGACAAGUGUCUUCGAUACCGAAAGCACAGGGAGAAGAGCCAUUCUGGGUUUAUCCAUCCCAGCAGAUGUUCUGGAACGCGAUGUUAAGGAAAGGCUGGCGUUGGAAGAACGAUGACAUCAACCCGAAGGACAUGGACGAUAUUAUUAAGAUUCACAAUGCAAAUAACGAGCAGGCUUGGCAAGAAGUAUUGAAAUGGGAGGCACUUCACGCGAGGGAAUGCGGCACUCCGAAAUUGCGAAGCUUUGGUGGCAAAGCGAAACAGUACUCGCCACGUGCACGCAUUCGAUACUGGAUGGGAUACGAGCUACCGUUUGACCGUCACGACUGGAUCGUGGACAGAUGCGGAAAGGACGUGCGGUACGUUAUAGAUUACUACGACGGUGGUGCGAUCGACGAGAAGUACACGUUCGCGUUGCUAGACGUGAGACCGGCGAUGGACUCGUUGGAAAAUGUUUGGGACCGAAUGAGGGUCGCGUGGUUGCGUUGGAGAUACUGCAACGAGUCACAGGAAUCCGAAUGCGCUACGAAAUCCGGUUAAAAUUUAAGUAGGAACGGGAAAUAGACCAACGAGAUUAUUAGCUUGUCAAUUAACGCGCUCGUUGCUUAAGUUUACUUGUUGACGUUCAGGCAAUGUACAGUUUUUCAAAUACAAGAUUAACGUAGUUAUCGCGACAGAAAUGCCAAAGAUGUUCAUCACUGUUUAACAAAAGAGAAAUAUCGCUUUAGUAUUCCGUACGAUUCCGGAAGAAAUAAUUGUAGACGACGACGGAAACUGCUCUAAAAGUACAAUCACACUUUUCCUCGAACGUAGUGAAUGUACGUUCCAAUAAAAUGGAAGACAUUUGUACAAAAUUGA